Molecule: messenger RNA, 452 nt
Organism: Williopsis jadinii
Lineage: Eukaryota; Fungi; Ascomycota; Saccharomycetes; Phaffomycetales; Wickerhamomycetaceae
Gene: LCL2
Product: Lcl2p
Exons: 1
Coding region: 30-413 (127 amino acids)
Source: RefSeq, a predicted model, not a curated record
CGUUUCUCUCGUUGGAUAAGUUUCUCUCAAUGAAGUACUUCGGUGUUAUCUGUGUUCUGGCACUUGGUGUAAAUGCCCAAUUUUUCAAUCCAUUUGGUCACAGACAACAGCAGCAGCAACAACAGCCGAAGAACUAUGAACAAGAGUUCUUAAACAACAAGUGUGAGCGAUAUCUAUGUCCUGAUACUCAGGCUUGUGUCAAGACAGCAGCGGACUGUCCAUGUCCCUUCCCGAAAUCGCAGUUGAAAUGUGUUUUGCCAAAUACAGAGAAUUUUGUCUGUAUAUCAAAGCCAGCUACACAUGAUAAAGCCUUGAACGCACUGUACGAUGAUCCAGUCAAAGGUCCAAAGGCUAGUGUAGAAGGCCAAAGGGAUUGUGGAUGGGUUAUAAAGGCAUACAAUGGUUUGGUUUGAAUAGCUACAUGUAAUCAUUAAUACAAAUAUUAAUCUCUG